AUGACUUCAAGUUCUUCUCCUGGCGCUAAUGGCAGCAGCUAUGACGUUUUUCUAAGCUUUAGAGGCGAAGAUACUCGUUAUUCUUUUACCGAUCAUCUUUACAAAACAUUAAAACGAUCAGGAAUUGAUGUUUUUAGGGAUAACGACGAUAUCAACAGGGGUGAAGAACUGAAGCCGGAGAUCCAGAGAGCAAUCAAAGAAUCUAGGGCUUCAAUAGUUGUGUUGUCAGAGAACUAUGCAACUUCCUCUUGGUGCCUGGACGAGCUUAUGUUGAUCCUCCAACAAAAAAGGGAGCACAAUCAUUUCGUUCUACCUGUUUUUUAUCACGUUGAUCCUUCUGAUGUGAGGAAACAAAAUAAAACUUUUGCAAUUGAAGUCAAAGCCUCUUCAAAGUGGACAGAUCACAACGUGGACCUGUGGAAGAAAGCUCUUAAGGAGGUAGCUGAUUUGGCCGGCAUGGUUCUAUCCGGGAAUGCCAUUGCUUCUCUUCUUGUAAUUCAAUCAUUACUUAAAUACAAUUCAACUGAUGCGACUUGUCUAACAAUUUGGCAAUUAUAUAUUAAUCUUAACAUGGAGCAAAAUUUUGGUCUCUACCUGUGA
Lactuca saligna is the source of this 600-nucleotide messenger RNA. NCBI's taxonomy places the organism in Eukaryota, Viridiplantae, Streptophyta, Magnoliopsida, Asterales, Asteraceae. The record is from the annotation of a GenBank genome assembly.